CACAGCCAGCCAGUCCAGCCGUGCGCGUCGGUGGCGUCGUUAGGCGAGGAGCGAGGCGAACUGCAGUCCAGCCGCCCGAACUGGGACAAGACGAGUCUCUGACGAAAUCGACGAACGGGCUGCGUUUGAGAAUCUGUAGGACUGGGGAGAAAUUGGAUUUUGAACCACAACGGCGUGCGAGGGAACCUCGCUUUAAAUUUUCAAAAUGUGUACCAGAUUGCUCACCUUCCAGAUUAUCAAGAAGCGUAGCAACCAUGGAGGAGGACGAGACAUUAUUCCACGAUACUAGCUGCUUAACUCCAAUUAAUGUUGACAGCGGCCCAAACAUUGCCACAAAUAGUGUGUAUGCUAGUGCUCAAGAGCUGAAUGGAGAAGCGUGGCGACUCAAUGGACCUCGAACAAACCCCAUUUAUGACUUUCAGCAGAGAGUCCUCCAGGUCGAAGAAGAAUUAAAAAAGAAUGGUACAGAGCUAUUAAAUAUGGCACCUUUAGAAGCAGAUGAACCAGAAUGUGUGCAUGAGCAUUCCUCCUCACUGUAUUUCAACGAUGGAGAAAGAACAAUUGACUUUGUUCUUGUCUGGGAUUCUCACAAUGAAUCUGCUAAUGAAGAAUCAUCUGUCAGGAAGAGAAGAAUUUUUGAAGAUAAUCUGUUGAAAGAAGGACUUUUACUUGAACAUGAGGAGGCCCAAUCAAAUGGACUGGUAUUUGUCAAAAUCCAUGCGCCUUUUAAACUGCUCAGAACGUAUGCAGAAAUCUUGAAACUUCGGAUGCCUAUGAAAGAUGAAUUGUGCCACCUCCCAAAAGAUGCUAAAAUGGGUGCCAUUUCAUACGCCACAUGGUACUUAGCACAGAAGAUACCUGCCUUAACAGAAGUGCAUGCUAAAACAAACAGCCUGCUGGAAAACUUCAACUCUUUAUUUCAUCGCAUCAUGUCCCGUUUUUACGUGGAUGAGAAAAUUUUCCCUCCUAAAGGACAUAGAUAUACUGCUGUAUAUAGUCGAGACAAAGAAUAUUUGUUUGACAUCAACGCCACCAGCUUUUUUACUCCAGCAAUUCGCUCAAGAAUUAUACACUUUAUAUUGGACCGUAAGAGCUUCUCAUCGAAAGCUGAUGAUGACUUUGCAUUUGGCAUCGAAAGACUGAUUGCUGAUGAUGUUUAUACUGCUGCAUACCCUCUGCAUGAUGGUGAAUUGCAUCGUCCUGGAUCCAUGCGCCAUCGUUUGUAUACAGAGUGGUCUGCUGUUCGGAAAAUGCUCCAAUAUCAACCUUUGGAUUAUGUUAAAGAGUACUUUGGUGUUAAAAUAGGACUAUACUUUGCUUGGUUGGGAUUCUACACCCACAUGCUUUUACCUGCAGCCAUUGUAGGGUUGUUGUGUUUUGUAUACAGCUGCCUGACUCUUUAUACAAAUCAACCAAGUGAAGACAUCUGCAACAAGCAACUUGACAUCAAGAUGUGCCCCCUCUGUGAUCAUUUUUGUGACUCAUGGUCUUUGGAUGAAACUUGCCUUCAUGCUCGUGUUACUUACCUUUUUGACAAUGGAACAACUGUUUUCUUUGCAAUUUUCAUGUCUUUCUGGGCUGCCAUGUUUCUGGAGCUCUGGAAGAGAUACUCUGCUGAAAUUACACAUAGGUGGGAUCUUACUGGCUUCGAUGUUCAGGAGGAGCACCCACGACCACAGUAUCUUGCCCGUCUUGCGCAUGUGAAGCGUAAACAUGUUAAUGUGGUAACCAAUACUAUGGAGCCUCAUGUACCAUUCUGGUCCAUGCGCUUUCCUGCAACUAUGCUCUCUUUUUCUGUGGUGUUACUACUUGUAGCAAUGGCUGUUGUGGCAGUCCUAGCUGUUGUCCUUUAUAGGAUGUCUAUAUUAGCAGCACUUAGUGUUUAUGGUGAUUCUGUUAUCACAUCUUAUGCAUUAUUGUUUACUACUGCCACUGCUGCAUCAAUUAACUUGUGCUGCAUCAUGGUGUUCAAUUUGAUAUACACAUGGCUUGCUGAAAGACUAACUGAAGUUGAACUACUUCGAACUCAGACUGAAUUUGAUGACAGUCUAACCCUUAAAAUCUACUUGCUGCAGUUUGUGAACUACUAUGCUUCAAUAUUUUACAUUGCAUUCUUUAAGGGAAAGUUUAUUGGGUAUCCAGGAGAAUACAAGCGGCUCUUUGGUUACAGGAAAGAGGAGUGUGGCCCAGGAGGAUGUCUAAUGGAAUUGUGUAUUCAACUGGCUAUAAUCAUGGUAGGCAAACAGGCCAUGAAUACUUUGCUGGAAAUGGCUUACCCCUUAUUCUACAAGUGGUUAAAUACAUUGAAAGUUAAAACAGGCCUUGAACCGGGCUCUCCUGCUACCAAAGGUCGUUCAAAACAAUGGAUGAAAGAUUUCAAGCUAGUAGAGUGGGGUCCCCGUGGCCUCUUUCCUGAAUAUCUUGAAAUGGUGUUGCAGUAUGGAUUCGUCACAAUAUUUGUGGCUGCAUUCCCUUUGGCUCCGUUUUUUGCUCUCUUAAAUAAUGUUUUAGAGAUGCGCCUUGAUGCCAAGAAACUUCUUACUUUUUACCGCCGUCCUGUUAGUCAAAGAGUCAGGGAUAUUGGGGUCUGGUAUCGCAUUCUGGAUUCCAUCGGAAAACUUUCAGUUAUUACAAAUGGUUGUAUUAUUGCAUUCACCUCAAAUUUCAUUCCUCGUUUGGUGUAUGCCUUUGCUGUUAGUGAAAACAACAGCUUAGAUGGUUUUCUAAAUCAUUCACUUGCAUACUUCAACAUGAGUGAUCUUGAAAAGAAAGCUGCUCCAUCCAGAACGGAGUUCAACAUUACAGUUUGUCGUUACCCAGAUUACAGGGAGCCUCCAUGGAGCCCCAAUAAGUACGCGCAGACAUCAAUGUUUUGGCAUGUAUUGGCUGCACGCUUGGCGUUCAUUGUCAUCUUUGAAAAUGUUGUAGUGUUUGUGAUGAUUCUUGUAAGAUGGUGCAUCCCAGAUAUGUCAUCAAGCCUCCGAGAUCAGAUAAGACGUGAAACGUACAUAACAAAUGAGAUAAUCAUCAGACAAGAAACUGCCCGAGCAAGGCAAUUGUGCAGGAGCUGUUCUCCUGAUGGUGGACCUGACUUACAACAAAAUCUCAGUGAAGAAACAGAAGCAGAUGAACACUAUAGAAGAGCGCUUCUCACUCCUUUGACUGGUGCUGACCUUGACUUGGUUGUGAUGCUUAGAGGGAAGGAGGAGGAAGAGCGACGCUUGAAAGCAGAGGAGGAAGAAAAGAUGAGGCUGUCAGAAGCAGGAACAAGUGAAUAUGACCCUACAAAGUUGUAAUUCUUAUUAUCUUUUCUUUACAAUGUGUGUUUGGAUAUUAAUUAGUGUAAUCUCAACUUUUGUAACUUAAUUUUCUCAUGCAUUGCAACUCAUGCUAAAUUUGAAAGUUUGAUGACCUGCUAUGAGCAAUGCUUUGAGGUUCUCUUUGAUUUUACUGAGUCCUACCUCAUUGUGUAAAAUUAGGUAAAGCAUAUUUUUUGAAUGAAGUUUGACUACACAUACUGUAUUCCCAAGUAACGGUGUAACUGAUAGUUUAGGCCUAGGAGUUGACUGAUGACUCUACACAUAUCCUUGUGCCUUCUUUCAGUUAGUCCUUUACUUUUGACUGGUGCAGCCUUUUUCUGUGAUAAAUAUAUUUUCAAUCAGCUUUUUAAGUCUACCUCCUCAUAGUUAACUCAAAUCUCGAAUCAGAAAAAUACUGUAGUCAGUCACUUUUAGGAGUCACUGCACCACUUAAGCGUAAUUUUCUCACCCAUCUCUAGUGUUCAAUCACUGUUAAAAAUCUAGUUCUUCUUGGACCAAUUUUAUCUUGAGCUGUGACCAAUCUGUAUAUUAUUCAGUUUGAAAACUUGGGUUCAACACUAGUCAAAUUUCUUUCUUAUUCUCUCUUUAGUGUGAUAACAAGGUUAAAAACAAAAUUAGUUUUUUGAUAUGUUUCAAUCCAUGAUCAUUAGUGAGGAGUUCUUCAAUAAUAAAUGUAUCCACACAAAAUCAUCUUUUUAAAAACAUGUUUCAGAAUGUUGCAAAGUAUGCCUCAUAAAAGGUUUUUGUUGGUGUGAAUUUCACAGGGUUACUGCAAUCAUCUAGUCAAGCAAUUGAAGAGGAGAAUUUAUAACCAGAAACCUCUCUCUUUUUGCUGUUAUGUUGACAAGUUUCAGCUUCUCGUGUAGGUAGAUCACAUUAUUGCUGUAGCCAAUUUUGUAUCAGUGGGAAAUGUAAUCCUCUAGAACUUAAUUUUAGGUAAAUUUAUACAUGUCACAAACACACAAAGAAUGACGUCUUCUUAUGUAUAGCAACUUGUUCUAGCUGUCGAGGAGGAUUGGAACUCCGAGUCUGAGACUCAAUUGAGUUAUUUGUGCUGUGAGUCAGUGACAGCUUAUCUAAUUUCCUCUUUUUUUCCCCAAUUAAUGCUUCCUUUGCCCAAUUUCUCAUAAGAGUUACUACUGCCCAGCGUCUUCUAUAACUGUUACAUUGUUACCUUUCUCCACGAAUCAAGUUUUAAAUAUGUUGGUGUUUUUCAAAGUCUAACCUAAGUUUUGUGGCUUGAUUUUUCAUUUUAAUUAGGAAUCCAGUACUUAAUGACAUAAGGUGUCAGCUGGCUUAUGAGUAAUGUAUUUAAAUUAUAUGAAGUGGCUUUUGUCACUCUGCUUUUGUAAAGAUCUGUAGACAUCCUUAUCUCUUACAUAGAUUUACUAGAUUGGAUCUUGCCUUUUCCAAAGACAAUUGAUAAUGAGCGGCAGUCUGUAAUAUUUACUAAUUUUAUUGUUAUUCUGGUGUCACUUAUACAUCAUUUUGCAUUUCUUUUUGUGAAGAUUUACAGCAAUUUCUAUUGCUGAACUUUUGCUGUUGUCUCUUCUUAGUUUUUACCUUGCUUUGGGUUAGUGGCAUUUUAAUUUAAUUUUGUUUUUACUACUGCUAUUUGUUAGGAAAAUAUUUGAUGACCCUGUACAGACAGACUUUUAAAUCUGGCUGUAGGAGUCAUUAUGUUCCUAUUGCUACCUAAUUGUUCUGUUAGACCCGAAGUUGGGUACUGAGAGGACUGAGAGUGUGUCCAAGUGGCUUUGCCUAUUGUACCUGUUUGUUAGAGCAGGAUCUGAGUUUUGAAACGUUUUGUCCCCUUGUUGAUUUAUUUUGACACCGUUACAUUUUUUGAAAUGUGUUUUGUGAAGUUUGAAAAUUUUCCUGCACUUUAGUAAAAGAAGUACUUGAUACAUGGGGUCUAUAGAAAGAAUCUCAUGACUGAUUAUUAAAUAAAUAUUGUUGUGUUAAUAAUUUAAAGUUAUGUGUGAAGUUCAUAAUUGCAGAACAAGUCCAUAACUCAAUUAAUGUUAUUCGUUUACAAAUUAUGUGCUUUGAUUGAUAUGUGAUUGGCAACUUUGUGCCAUUUCUGCUUUCAUGUGUGAUGUAAACAAAGUCUUUGUGAUUAAAUAUAGUGAACCAA
Messenger RNA from Thrips palmi, 5457 nucleotides. RefSeq names its product anoctamin-1-like. The coding region runs from base 255 to 3296 and encodes 1013 amino acids. NCBI's taxonomy places the organism in Eukaryota, Metazoa, Arthropoda, Insecta, Thysanoptera, Thripidae. Gene Ontology annotation, molecular function: protein dimerization activity; chloride channel activity. Gene Ontology annotation, biological process: chloride transmembrane transport. The record is from RefSeq and is a predicted model, not a curated record. Gene Ontology annotation, cellular component: plasma membrane. The transcript has 17 exons.